Caenorhabditis remanei is the source of this 621-nucleotide messenger RNA. RefSeq lists its product as uncharacterized. NCBI's taxonomy places the organism in Eukaryota, Metazoa, Nematoda, Chromadorea, Rhabditida, Rhabditidae. The transcript has 2 exons. The record is from RefSeq and is a predicted model, not a curated record. Bases 1 to 621 code for a protein of 206 amino acids.
AUGGUCCCCGCUCCAGAAUCAUCAUUCGACGUCCACUGCGUCCAAUCCGAAAUCAAAGAGGAAAUUAUUGGAAACAUGAAUAUUCAGGAACGCUCUACCCUCCGCAAGACAUCUGAAACUGGCAGAAUAUUGGCUGACACUCUUCCUUACCGAAUCGAGGCUCUCUACAUUUCCCUGGACUCCCAAGGUCUUCAAAUUGAGAUCCAUGAGCCAAACCAUCGUGUUUUCCUACCAAAGGACACUCAAAUCACUGAACUCUGCAAUAUAUUAGACAAUCCAAUUUUGACAAUUGGUAAAAUCCAUUUCUUCGCGAAGAGAGGAGUCCCCGGAGCUCCGUUGAUUCAUCAGAUGGCGCAAGAGAUUCUAGAGAACGGAAUCGAGAAGGCCAGUCUUCAUGUGGAUCAAUUCAUUGUCUCCUUUCACCUGUUUUCGGGAGAACGAAAUAAAAAUCGAGUGGGAAGAAGUGAUAUUGGAAUCAAGGAGAUGUUGGAGUUCUGUCGUCCGGUUGUUCUGAAUAUUAUCAAGAUCGAUAUCGACUUUAUUGAUUUGAUCUGGACUGAUAUGGUGAAGACAGCACAGUAUAAGCAAGCGAGAGUUGUCGACGUCUAUAAUUAUAUCUAG